GGGUCUGGGUAUGGAAUAUAAUAUUUGCAGCUGGGCCACUCUAAGCAAUCCAGAGCUACUGAGGUGUCUUCCCUACCCAGCUCGGAGGCGCCCCUGCCAGGAGGAUCUGCGGAAGGGAGAGGGAGCCCGGGCUCCCACCCCAGGCCGCGGAAGGCGGGUCCAGGCCAGGCCCUGCCCCCCUACCCCAGGCCUCCGCCCCUACCCUUCCAGCGCAGCGGGCUGGCGCCCAGGUAGCUCAGGAGCCCAAACCUGUCCGGCCGGUUUUGAGAGCCGCGGGGACACAGGCUGGUGAAGGAUGCACGGCCUGCCCCGCGCUCUGUCCGCACGCCCGGCCGCCUGAGCCCUGUCCUGCCUGCCCCGCAGCCCCCCGGACGACCCCAUGACGCGCGCGCCCGGUCUCCUGGCGACCCUGCUGGGGCUGGGGCUGGGGCUGGGGUUGGGGCUGAGCCCGCCGGGGGCGGGGGCCGCGGACUGCGGGUCCCUCAGCAGCGCACAGCGCCUGGCGUUCGCCCCGGCGGCCAGGGUCCACUGGCUGGCCCCUCGCGUCCGCCCGCCGGGGGCCCUGAACCCCCUGUACGGCACGGUGCGCCGCUUCCUGUCCGUGGUGCAGCUCAACCCUUUCCCCGCCGAGUUGGUAAAGACCUUGCUGAAUGAGCCAGCCUCCGUGAAGGUGGAUGAGGUGGUGCGGUAUGAGGCGGGCUAUGUGGUGUGUGCGGUGAUCGCCGGCCUCUACCUGCUGGCGGUGCCCAUUGCUGGCCUGUGUUUCUGCUGCUGCCGCCGGCGCUGUGGGGGCCGAGUGAAGACGGAGCACAAGGCCACAGCCUGCGAGCGAGGCACCCUCAUGGCCUUUCUGCUGCUGACCACCCUCGUGCUACUGACUGGUGUGGUCUGUGCCUUUGUCACCAACCAGCACAUGCAUGAGCAGAUGGGCCCGAGUGUGGAGGCUGUGCCUGAGAUUCUGCUCAGCCUCCGGGGCCUGGUCUCCGAUGUCCCUCGGGAGCUGCAGGCCGUGGCACAGCAGUUCUCCCUUCCCCAGAAGCAAGUCUUGGAGGAACUGGAUGGGGUCGCCAUGAACAUUGGGAGCACUAUCCACACCCAGCUCAAGAGCACUGUGUAUGAAAUGCUGGCCUCAGUGAGCAGCCUGGGCCAGGCCCUGCAGGUCUCUGUGGAUCACCUCCAAGCCCUGAACAGCACGUUGGUGGAGCUGCGGAAGGGACAGCAGGGCCUGGAGCCCUCCGUCCAGGAACGCCGCAAGCGCCUCCUCGCCCUGCUGGAGGAGCCCAGCUGCCAGGGCUGCACCGAGGCCCAGAACCGAGCCCGUGCCCUGGAGCUGGGAGCUGACUUCCACCAGGUGUCCCCUGUGGACGAUGUCCUGCAUCGGCUGAAGGGCGUCCCAGAGGCCAACUUCUCCAGCAUGGUCCAGGAGGAGAACAGCACAUUCAAUGCCCUCCCGCUCCUGGCGGCCUUGCAGAUGGCCGAUGUGGUCAAAGAGCUGAAGAAGGUGGUGGCCCAGAAGCCUGAAGGGCUGAAGACACUGGCCGAAGAGUUCCCAGGGUGGGAGGCAGCCGCUCACUGGAGCCAGGCAUUGGAGGAGGUGGAACAGAGAAGCCGCCCCUACCUGCAGGAAGUGCAGAGAUACGAGAAACACAGGUGGAUUUGGGGCUAUGUGUUGUGCUCCGGAGUCCUGUUUGUGGUGGUCUGUAACCUGUUGGGCCUCAACCUGGGCAUCUGGGGGCUGUCUGCCAGGGAGGACCCCAGCCACUCGGAAGCCAAGGGCGAGGCUGGAGCCCGCCUCCUCCUGAUAGGUGUGGGUUUCAGCUUCCUCAUCGCUGCUCCCCUCAUCCUCCUUGUCUUUGCCACCUUCCUGGUGGGUGGCAACUUGCAGACGCUGGUGUGUCAGAGCUGGGAGAGCAAGGAGCUCUACAAGUUUGCAGACACCCCAGGGAACUUGCCCCCGUCCAUGAACUUGUCUCAGCUUCUUGGCCUGAAGAAGAACAUCAGUAUCCUCAUGGCCUAUCAUCAGUGCAAGGAAGGGGCCGCGCUCUGGAGCGUCCUGCAGCUCAAUGACUCCUAUGACCUGGAGAAACACCUGAAUAUCAGCCAGUACACUGCCAAGCUGCAGCAGGAGUUGCAGAACCUCAAAGUAGACAUGAAGAAUCUGGACCUGCUGAGCCCAGCCGCCCGCCGGGACCUGGAAGCCCUGCAGAGCAGUGGGCUCGAGAAAAUCCACUAUUCCAGCUUCCUUGUUCAGAUCCAGAAGCCCGUGGUGAACACCAACAUGGAGAUGCUGGCCCAGGAGCUGGAGGAACUGGCCCGGACCCAAGACAGUUCCGUGCUGGGACAGCAGCUGCAGCAGGAGGCCCAAGAGCUCAAAAACCUCUAUCGGGAGAAGGUCCUCCCCCAGGAGAGCCUCGUGGCCAAGCUCAACCUCACGGUCAGGGUCCUGGCAUCUGAAGCCCCGAAUCUCCAGAUGGAGACCUCUGGGGUCUUGGACAAGGUCACUUACCUAAAAGGAGAGCUGCCUACCUGGGCCACCAGUAUCUUGAGGAAUAAAAGUGAGUGUUUCCUGACCCGGGAAGUGGAUUAUUUCUCCCAGUACAUGGCCUGGGUAAGAGAGGAGGUGACUCAGCGAAUUGCCACAUGCCAGCCUCUCUCUGGAGCCCUGGACAAUAGCCGUGUGAUCCUGUGUGACAUGAUGGCCGACCCCUGGAAUGCCUUCUGGUUCUGCCUGGCAUGGUGCACCUUCUUCCUGAUCCCCAGCAUCAUCUUUGCUGUCAAGACCUCCAAACACUUCCAUCCCAUUUGGAAACGCCUCAGCUCCACCAGCUCGGAGGAGACUCAGCUCUUCCACAUCCCCCGGGUCACCUCCCUGAAGCUGUAGGACCCCAGUGGAACAGGGGUAUUUGCUUGCUGCUAGGUGAUGCCUGGGGCUGCCUGCCUUCCUCCUCCUUUGACUUGCCCUGGACCCGAGGACUUCCGUUGCUCUUGCCUAGAGCCCAGACGGGCAUCAGGCCUGGAUUAGCCUGCAGCUCCAGUUCCCUGACCCCAUGUUGUCUCUUUUCCACCCACUUCUGCUUUUUUCAUUCUCAAAAGCACGUUUGACUUUGGUUGAGCUACAAGGGCCGAUGGGUUCUUGCAGGUAUCGAUCCCUUAUCCUCCUUGCUGAAACUCAUUAGCUCCAGGAGGAGCCUGUUUUCCACCUGUUGGAACCCCUUCCUCAGCCCCGUGGAUGAGACAGAGGCCCUGCCCAACCCCAUUCUGUCACUAUCUGCCCAUCACCCCCCACUCCUCCAAGCUCCUGUCCUGUUUCAUCCUCUGACCUGCCCACCUGUCCUAGCUUCACUCAGCCACAGCCCUUAUGUCCUCCCCACAGGGAAACUAUUUUCCCUGCUUUGACCCCUUUCUACCUUAUCCGACUACCUGGCUGGUACCCAGGGACUUGUCCUGCCCAACUAAGCCAAUCAGAUAAAACCACCAAGCAGGCCAGGGGCCACUAGGGCUCUGCCUCAUGGCCCUCGAGCCCUCCACUGCCCAGGUACCUGGACCCUCCACAGGCCCUGGCCUGGAUUUCUGGCCACCUUGUGGGGUGAGGGAGGCCUGUCUGAAGGCUGAGCCCCUUGCCCGCAUCCUGGGUUGGAAAUAGUGCUUUGUCCUACAGCUCUUCUCUGAGCACUGGCUCCCUAGGAAGGGACCUGGGACAAAGGCCAGAGUGGGGGUGGUCACCCCUGGUUCCUCGGAAGGUAGCCUCUUUGACAACCCCCACCCAGCUUUCCCGGGAGAGAUCUGGUGGCCACAACUGGAUUCUGUACUGUGCCCCUUCCUCCUUCUAUCCUGUACAUGAGGCCUAGUCCAUCCUGUGCCCUCUCUGAAUGCUGGAUGCUGAGUUCCAGAAACAGGGAAAAGGAGGAGGAGAGAGAAGAGAUGGACAAAACCUUAGAUCCAUUAAAGUGUUCUCACUUCCUAAGCCUCGGCCUUGGAUCUCUGACAUGAGCUUAGGCUAGGGCCCUAUAUGCAGUUGGUGUUUAAUGAGUUUUUUUUGGUGAGGAGAAUCCAAGGCUUCCUCUGGCCGUGGACAUCCAGGAUUAACCCAGCAAUCAGCAGAUGGGGAGUGGGACCCACUCUGAGAGCAGGCAGGCCUGGCUGCACAUUCUGGCUUUAGUGCUUGAAAGCUAGGACACCUUGGACAUGUUCUGUGUGUUUCCUAGACCUUAGUCUCUCCAUUGGAGAGAAUAGUUAUGACUGCCUCCUAGGGCUAUGAAAAAUGUGACAUUGCAUGGAAAGCCCUUGGCAGGAGCCUGGCACAAAACAAAUCCUCAGAUGCUGCUAUUUUUUUUUUCCUGCCACAACUACUCUGGGCCACAGGCUGGGCUGGGUCUUGGCAGGUACAGAGAGGAGGGAGAUGGGUCCCUGUUCAAAGGUGUGAAGCCCUUUAAGAUUAGAGUCUGCUGAGUUUCAGGGGGUGUCUAUGUUGAAUUGCAUUUUACAAGCCAGCAACAGAUUUGCUACUAGAAAUUAGGAUGGUGUGUAUGCAACCUACUGUCACUGUUCCAAGUACGCUCCAACCAGGCAUCCUUGAAUGAAGCACAACUGUUUUUUGUUUUUUGUUUUUUGUUUUUGCUUUUCCCAAAGCUUUUUUGUCUUGUUUCUCAUCUGUUGCCCUAUGCAGGGGAACUGUGGUGCCUGCAUGUUAAGAAUGAAAUUGAUGGGAUAAAAGUUGAGAAAACAAUUAUGAAAUAAUUUCCAGUUCUCCACCUUAUCCUUUCUCUAUGUGAACAUACCACACAUGGUUACUUUAAAAUUUAAUGACCUCCUA
This is a messenger RNA of Lutra lutra (Eurasian river otter), 4813 nucleotides long. It is a transcript of the gene PROM2, whose product is annotated as prominin 2. Lineage: Eukaryota; Metazoa; Chordata; Mammalia; Carnivora; Mustelidae. The coding region runs from base 380 to 2881 and encodes 833 amino acids. Gene Ontology annotation, molecular function: cholesterol binding. Gene Ontology annotation, cellular component: microvillus; cilium; apical plasma membrane. The record is from RefSeq and is a predicted model, not a curated record. The transcript has 24 exons.